AUGAUUUCUGUAUUCAUCGCUUUAUUCGUCUAUCGCAAUUAUGUUACACCAGAAGUUCAUCAUGAUGUGAUGAAUUUUGUCGAGCAGUCACUUAAUGCAAUCCGCCAAACUUGUGCUCCGUCCUCACCCGUUGAUGAUACAAUGACUAGAAGCGGUAUUGAAAGAGCACGUCGUCAAUACAUGGACCAUUGCAAUGGUGUCAAUCGGACCCCAUCGGAAGAAGAGAAAGAUGCAAAGUUGUUGUUGACCUACCAAGUACCCAUUCUUACAAGAUACUACGAAUCUAUCAUUCAGUUUUUUAAGAGGUAA
Messenger RNA from Caenorhabditis remanei, 309 nucleotides. RefSeq lists its product as uncharacterized. The record is from RefSeq and is a predicted model, not a curated record. The transcript has a single exon. Bases 1 to 309 code for a protein of 102 amino acids. NCBI's taxonomy places the organism in Eukaryota, Metazoa, Nematoda, Chromadorea, Rhabditida, Rhabditidae.